AUGUCCUCCCCCUCCGCCCGCCGCCUCCUCAAAGAAAGCAGCGACCUCCACAAAAACCCCAGUCCAUACUUCACCGCAGGCCCAACCAGCGACUCCAACCUCCACGAUUGGCACUUCACCCUCGCCGGGCCCCCCUCCACACCCUACGCCCAAGGCCUCUACCACGGCCGCAUCACCUUCCCAGCAACAUACCCGCUCCGCCCGCCCUCCUUCCGCUUCCUCACGCCCUCCGGCCGCUUCGAAGUCAACCGCGAGAUCUGCCUCAGCAUCUCCGGCCACCACGAGGAAACAUGGCAGCCGGCGUGGGGAGUGCGCACGGCGCUGCUGGGUAUCCGGUCGGAGAUCUUUGGGUCGGAGAGCAAGGGACAGGUUGGGGGGAUGGAGGGGAGUGAUGAGGUGCGGAGGGAGUAUGCGCGGUUAUCGCUUGGGUGGCGGUGUCGGGAGUGUGGGGUUGGGAAUCUGGAGAUUAUGAAGGAGGUUUGGGGGGUUUGUCGGGAGAGGGGGGUGGAGGUUGAUGUUGAGGUUGGUGAGAUGGCUAGUGAGGGUCUUCGGGAAGAGAGGGAAGAGGGUGUAGAGAAUGAUUCGUCUGUGUCUGAUACUCUUCCUGCGGUUGAUGCUGCUCCGGAACAGAUACCAGAGUUGCAGCAGACGGCAUUGCAGCAGAUAUCGACACAACCGCCUUCAUCGGGGCAGGUACCGACUACUGCUGCCAUCCCCGUGCAGACAAGUGCGCAGUUGGCUACGACGGAGACUCCGUGUGAAAGUGUCUGGCUGGACCGGGCAAUCGUCGCUGUGAUCAUUGCUCUUGUGGUAUUGGUUUUGCGUCGUGUGGCCAAUGUUGGUGAUCUUUAA
Messenger RNA from Penicillium paradoxum, 852 nucleotides. RefSeq names its product ubiquitin-conjugating enzyme E2. The record is from RefSeq and is a predicted model, not a curated record. Bases 1 to 852 code for a protein of 283 amino acids. NCBI's taxonomy places the organism in Eukaryota, Fungi, Ascomycota, Eurotiomycetes, Eurotiales, Aspergillaceae. The transcript has a single exon.